Pseudogymnoascus destructans is the source of this 1303-nucleotide messenger RNA. RefSeq lists its product as uncharacterized. Gene Ontology annotation, molecular function: tRNA binding. Gene Ontology annotation, biological process: tRNA wobble uridine modification. The transcript is spliced from 3 exons. NCBI's taxonomy places the organism in Eukaryota, Fungi, Ascomycota, Leotiomycetes, Thelebolales, Thelebolaceae. Bases 183 to 1244 code for a protein of 353 amino acids. The record is from RefSeq and is a predicted model, not a curated record. Gene Ontology annotation, cellular component: nucleus; elongator holoenzyme complex; cytosol.
AUCUGAGAUAUGUAAUAGUUAUUAUUUAUUUAUUUUUAUUGCUAAAAGUCUUAAAUUUGUUGGGUGUCAUAUUAUGUAUUGAGGCUAAAUAAUAAAAUCCGGUAAUUGUCAAAAAUCGGAAUAUAUUUCGAAAAUCUCAUCUUUCCACCAACAGGUCACCCAAGAACCAUACUACCACGAAAAUGGCCCCAUCAGCAAUUGCGCAGAGGAGAACACAUAAUUUAUUACUAUUUCAAAAGCUACUGAACCUUCGUGAUGGGGCGAGUCCAUUUACGUUGCUGUUGGACACGUUAGAACAGUCAUCACAGCCGGUCGUUCGCGAGUUCAUAACAAGGGCAAAGAUUGCCAAAUCCAAAGUCAUAUAUGUAUCAUUUCAGACUUUGAAGUCGCCUUCACAGGUCGACGUAGUCAUCAGAGCACAUGGCAAGCCAUUGGCAGCUCUCAAACAGGAGAUUCUGACGCACCUGCCUCCGCCGCCCAGUGCUGCUGCACCAACACCGAGUGCCAAAGCUAUUGUCAUUAUUGAUACGCUCUAUUCUUUGGCCGCUUCGGCCUCAUCCUCUCUACCGGGCUUCUUGUCGUCAUUCUUGUUCCCGGGCAUCUCUAUCGUCGCCACAUACCACCUUGACAUCCCUCUUACCACCCAGAAAUCACCAAAUCCAUAUGCCCCAAGUCCACUAACUACUCUUUCCUACUUGGCAACGUCUAUCCUCCGCGUCUCCUCGCUCGAUCACGCCGUGCAAGAAAAGCGCGCACGUGAUCGCAGUUUACCAGAACCAACCUUUGGUUUGCAUGAGGGAAGGGAUGGCGUUAUUAUCGGGCGGAAAAGCCUCGGCGAGCAAGUACAGGGUGUGGUCGUUGAGAUGGAGAUUCGACGCAAGAGUGGACGGGGAGUGAGGGAAGUUCUAGUUUUGGCUCUAUCAUCGGCAUCACUGCCAUCUUCGCUGGAGGCAGGUGGAAAGAUGAGAGUUGGUCCUGGUGCUGCGGGAAGCAAGAUCUGUUUGUUGGAUGAUCAUCCUCUUUAUGCAGCACCGGAAGUUGGUGAUGGCCAGGGAGCCAUGGACGAUGAAGACGAGGAGCCGGAAUCGACUUUUAGCCUUGGCCUGACAGAAAAGCAGAAGAAGGACAGGGAGGGGGUUGUGCUACCGUAUUUUGAUGCACAAAGUGGUGGAGGGGAUGGGGGGAGAAUUUUGUAUGAGAUGGGGAGGGAGGAUGACUGGGAUCCUGAGGAGGACGAGAUUUAGAAUUAAGAGGCAAAUCACCAGUAUUAGAGGAAACAAAUCCCGCAAAAUAAAAAAGCUAC